Messenger RNA from Phytophthora sojae, 1131 nucleotides. RefSeq lists its product as hypothetical. NCBI's taxonomy places the organism in Eukaryota, Oomycota, Peronosporomycetes, Peronosporales, Peronosporaceae. The coding region runs from base 1 to 1131 and encodes 376 amino acids. The transcript has 3 exons. The record is from RefSeq and is a predicted model, not a curated record.
AUGUCCGUGGCUUUCCCCAAGGGCUUCAGCACUGACGAGGCGGUGGUCACCAUGUCCUUCUUUGAGCCGAGCGGCGGCUCGACGAGCGACGCGGACUUUGCGUUGGUCGUCGACUCGCAGCUGCAGUACGUCAAGCAGUACCGAGUGGAGCUGGACCCGAACAAGGCCGGCGACCGCUUCGUGCUGCGUGUGUAUGUCGAAGCCAGUGCUGUUAGAGUGGGCGGGACGGAGGUGGAACAAGGUGGGGCCAAGCUGCGCGCGUUCUACGCUCGGUGGGUGGACCUCAGUCCGUCGGAGCCCAUGUUCCUCUCGUGUGAAGACCAGAAGACUGAAGACAGCGCUACUGAGGAGCAAGAGCGAGUGUCGGUGCACCCGCCCGCCAAUAUGCCGCCUGACUUGUGCAGUUGCUACACUAUGGACGGCCGCGUGCCAGUCCGCAAGUGGUACUUUGACGACCAAACUGGUGCGGAACGAUUGUAUGGAGAGGCGUAUUCUGCUGAGGCUAUUCAUGCUUUGGUCGAGGAAGCGCGGAAGCGUGUCGCUGGGUACUCUGCUGCUGACGCGUUCCUGUAUAGUGCGCUGGACAAGUACCCGCUGAAAGACAAACACGUGCUCAUUUUUGGCAGUAGUGGGCGUCCGUGGAUCGAGAGCUUGUGUCUUGCGCACGAAGCAGCAUCUUGCACCACCGUGGCAAGGAACAGGCUUCGAUAUAACCACCCCAAGUUGCAGACCUUCACUACCGACGAGUUUAACGACGAGCGUGCAGCAGGAGAGAGCUCCCUGCACUUUGACGUCGUGCUUGCAGUCAACACGAUUGCAAGGGAGGGUCUUGGUCGCAGUGGAGAAACCGCUCGAUCCCGACGGAGACCUGAAGGCUAUGCAAGAGCUGCCGAUGCGAAGACUGCCGCGUCAGUGCUCCUUGCUGUUCCUGUUGGACCCGAUACGCUGGUGUGGAAUGCUCAGCGCCAGUACGGUCCUCUGCGACUGCCUCUGCUCCUGCAAAACUGGCAGCUUCUCGACAGCUUCGGGUUCUCACAGAACAACUUCACGGCUCCUUUCACUGUGUCGCACCUGUCUCUCUUCGUGCUGCAACCCUCUGCUUCUUGCGCCCAAGCACACACAGAGCUGUAG